Oryzias latipes (Japanese medaka) is the source of this 6619-nucleotide messenger RNA. RefSeq names its product stAR-related lipid transfer protein 13. Lineage: Eukaryota; Metazoa; Chordata; Actinopteri; Beloniformes; Adrianichthyidae. The record is from RefSeq and is a predicted model, not a curated record. Gene Ontology annotation, biological process: regulation of Rho protein signal transduction; actin cytoskeleton organization; signal transduction. Gene Ontology annotation, molecular function: protein binding; GTPase activator activity; lipid binding.
GAUUUUCUGUUUUGCAUAAUUUUUCACUUUUUUAUUCCUGAUGUUUCUCUCAAAAACUCCAGUUUAGUGGUGUGCAGAACCUACUCUUUUCUCUUCUGGUGGGGUUUCCAGCUCAAUUUCUAAACUGGAAGCUUUUUAACUUGCAUUUUUCUUUAAUCAUUAUUUUUUUUAAAGUGUUAGAUGCCUCCAGGCUCAUUUUUAGUAAAUAAACAGCUGGUGUGGUAUGUCUUCCUCCCUCUGGUUUUCCCACAAGGUCUCCAGCCGUCGGACUGUCUCAUCCUUUUUCCCUUUUUCUGAGUCACUGGGGGCAACAUCUGUGCUGAUGUAAAUGCUAGUGAGUGUGCUGCAUGUGUGUGUGUGUGUGUGGACAUAAACUACAUUCUCCCACACAUUGUUCUGAUAAUUCAGGAAAGCAGAGGUCAGCGUCCUUCAGUCAUAGCCAGCCAGUGGCUUCAUUUGCCAUGUGAAGUAGGAGAACAGCGGCUCUCGGCCGCCAAGUUUCUGGCUGACGUCAACAUCAGCGAUUUUCUGCAUGAAUGCGAUGAGGCAACAUCAAUUCUGGCAGUGGCAAAGAAGAUGUGGACUUUCUCAGCGGAGCUGGGAGGAAGAAGGAAUGAGGAGGUUUCCGUGAAAGAUAUGGAGGGAUAAAAGGAAAUGUCUAAGAAAGUUGUUUUUAGAUGGUUUAUCAGAGGAAAGAUGGGAGCAUUUGAGCAGGAAGAUGUUGGAAGCAAGUUGGAAAGGAAGCUGAAAAAAGUAAGGCUUUGGAUGGCAUAAAGGUGCAGAAAGAAAUCAGAAAGUUCAAGAAAAGAAAUUCUACCCAAAGCAGAAUUUGGUAUGUGAUGUUGGUGGAUCAGAGAAAAGAUAAAAAAGCAAAAAGAGGAGGUUGAGGAGAAAAUGAGAGGUAAGCAGAAGCUUGAAUAAGGCAGGCUGGGCGAAAGAGGCAGAGCUGUAACCAUAAGGCAGUAAAGAAGAAAGUACUGAGCCAGAUGAUAGAAAAGCUCCACAGCAGUAAAUGCCUGAGACGCGGGAUGGAGAGCGAACUUCACUCUAAGAUAAGGAGAUCCAGGAGCAUCUCAUCGCCUCACCAUGAGGAGUUGCAAGAUUGAGGCUAAGGAGGCAUGCGAUUGGCUUCGAGCAGCUGGAUUUCCACAGUACGCACAGCUCUAUGAAGAUUCCCAGUUUCCAAUCGACAUUUCCUCGGUUAAAAGAGACCACGACUUUCUGGACCGAGACCUGGUUGAGCCUUUGUGUCGACGCCUGAAUACUCUGAACAAGUGUUCAUCCAUGAAACUGGAUGUCAGCCAGCCCAAGAAGAAAAGUGAUGAUUCGGAUGAAGAUGAUCCAUUGGCUAUCAGUAAAAGGUGGACGUUCGAGUGGAGCAGUCGACGCUGGUCGCGUCUGCAAGACUUCCUUUUGGACGGCACCAAUGAGAGCGGCUUGACAGGUCAAGGGGAGGGGCUUCGCAGCACAGUGAGCAGCGAGAGUGUGCUGACAGACCUGAGUGAGCAGGAGAUCACGGAGAUCUCCUCUCUCCACAGUGAAGACUCCACCUCUGCCAUGCCAGACUCCAUAUCGAUGGCAUCUCUGUCUGCUUCCUACCAUCCGCCCAGAGAUCUUCCACACUACAACUCCUUGCCGAUCAAAAGUAGCCGCCAUGGACAAGUAGGGCGGAGUAAAGCCAAAGAGUUUCUGCGUCGCAUGGAAAUUGUGCGCACUUGGGGGCCUUCAACUAGAAGGAAGAGCUCAAAUCGAAGGCCCCCAUUGGUCAUCAGUGGACCGGUGUUACAGGGGGAGGAGCCCCGAGCACUUCAGAUGCUUCAGUGCACACCCAUCAGCCAAUUAGAACAAAAUCACCACAACAAUGUUGAUCCUUCUCCUGUCUCGCUCAAUCAGGAUAGCGAGGACCAGGCCACACCGAGUGGGCACUCCAGUAAAGAGGAUGAGUCGCUGAAUGCAGUGGAGCCAGUGGCACCCGCACAACCAAAGCCUCGGGCUGCCAGCAAGAGAAGCAGCAUGUACCUGGAGGAUAUGGAGUUGCCUUCUCAGGGAAAGAGGACUGAAGGCCAGAGCCAGUUUGGUAAAAACCAGUUCCGUUCCUAUGAAAACCUCCUCAUUCACAUCCCUAAAGACCACAAGCCGGGCACUUUUCCUAAAGCCUUAUCCAUAGAAAGCCUGGCUCCCUCCCCCGACGACAGAAACAAUGGUCUGCGAUCACAUGGCCAAACUUCUGCUCCGAAAAAUGGUCCGGGUGAAGGCUGGUGUGUCAAACCUCUAACCAAACCCCCUUGUCCUGGAGCCCCUAGGGGGAGCAGGGUGAGUGUUUACGACAACGUGCCCGGCUCCCACCUGUACGCCAGCACUGGAGACCUUUUAGACUUGGAGAAGGAGGACAACUUGUUUCCUCACCUGGACGACAUUAUCCAGCACGUCAGCGGCCUGCAGCAGAUAGUGGACCACUGGAGUCGCAGUGUGCUGCCCGAGGGGGAGGCGGGGGAGGAGGAAGGGGAGGGCAGGACCACCCCCAGCGAAGGCGAGAAAGACGGGGUGUCCUUCAACGACACAGACUCGACGAGUACAGGUCGAGAGAGGCGGGACUCUGGAGUCGGUGCCUCCCUCACACGACCACGCGUUCGAUGGCCCAGCUUCCGAACCUCUCAUCAUUAUGACCAGCCAGCAUCCUCCCUGCAGAUCAGCAGCCAGUCAGCAGGCCAGCUCAGCUUGCUGCAGAAGUUCUCGUUGCUCCGCCUCACCGCCAUCAUGGAGAAAUACUCCAUGUCAAAUAGACAUGGCUGGCAAUGGUCUGUGCCCAAGUUUAUGAAGCGGAUGAAGGUGCCAGACUACAAAGAGAAAAGUGUGUUUGGAGUCCCCCUCAUCGUCCACGUCCAGCGAUGUGGGUUUCCACUCCCUCUGUGUUUACAACAGGCCUUCAGCCACCUCAGAACACACUGUCUGGACCAGGUGGGACUUUUUCGCAAAUCCGGAGUGAAAUCAAGGAUUCAGGCUUUGAGGCAGCAGUGCGAGUCGUCUCCUGACUUGGUAAACUAUGACGAUCAGUCAGCAUACGACAUUGCUGACAUGGUCAAACAGUUCUUCAGGGACUUGCCCGAACCUCUGCUGACAAGCAAGCUGGGAGAUACCUUCCUCCAUAUAUAUCAGUACGUUCCAAAAGAGCAAAGGAUGCAGGCUGUUCGAGCAGCCAUUCUGCUAAUGCCAGAUGAAAACAGGGAGGUUCUGCAGAUGCUGCUCUACUUCCUGCGGGAUGUCACAUCCUUGGUGGAAGAGAACCAGAUGACACCGAUGAACCUGGCAGUUUGUCUGGGACCAUCCCUCUUUCAUCUCAGCAUAUUAAAGAACGAGACUCUGUCACCAAGGUCAAUCCAGAAGAAGUAUGCUUCGGGUCGUCCCGAUCAGAAAGAUCUGAGUGACAACCUGGCUGCCACUCAGGGGCUCACGCACAUGAUCACAGAGUGCCAGCGUCUCUUCCAGAUUCCAGAGGAGAUGGUGACCCAGUCUCGAAACUCGUACAUGGAGGCUGAGCUGAUGGUGCCACCGCUGGAUGAGCUUUGCAAGACUCAUGAAGAGGAAGCGGUUGAGGAAGUGGAAGACGAGGAUGAAGAGGGAUCCUACCAUGCACAUUUAGAAGGUCUGAUCCAAAACCUGCUGAAAGAGGCCAAAGAUAAGAGCAAAGCCUGGGUGUCCCGCUCAUUCUCUGAUAACACCGAAAUCGCAUCUAAAAAGGUUGAAGACGGUAACCCUCUGAGGCGCUGGCGAGUGUGUGUGGAAGUGUCGGCAGCUCCCACUGAGGUGCUGCAGCGGCUGCUCAAGGAGCGUUCACUGUGGCAGAUGGAUCUGCAGCAGGAGCGGGUUCUGGAGACGCUGGACAGACAGACGGACGUGUAUCAUUUCUCCUGCUGCAGCAUGCCGCCUCAGCCCAGCUGUGACUAUGUGGUACUAAGGUCAUGGCGCACAGACCUGUGUAAAGGCUGUUGCGUGCUGGUGUGUGUCUCUGUGGAGCAUGAAGACGGCCCCCGCUCCGCCGCCAUUAGGGGCGUCGUUUUGGAGUCACAGUACCUCCUGGAGCCCUGCGGGACAGGAAGGACCAGGCUUACCCACAUCUCCAGAGUUGACCUCAGGGGGAGAUCUCCAGAAUGGUACAACAAGGCGUUCGGACACCUUUGUGUAAACGAAGCCCAAAGAAUCCGCGCCUCAUUCCUCUCUUCGGAUGAAACGGGCGCUGAGGCCAAAAAUUGAGUUCCAAAUAUCAACCUAAGCAGCAGGCUACAUUCUUCUCAUGGUGCUGAGCCACACUGGACUGAGUUUGUACACACAACAAGAGUUGAUGCCAUUUUGCUCUACAUCUUUAGCUAACAUCUAUCCUCAACUUUCUCAUGCCAAAACAAACAAUAGAUUGUCAAGGUUUCAAAAGUAGAGUCUCAAACCUUUCUCUGACCUUCAGUGAAGUCAGACGCAGUUUAUGUUUCAAUGGAUAUCAAGGUUUGAGGUCUUCAGAACCGAUGAUCUUCGCAUGAUACACAAUGAAUACACACCUUCUGAUGACAACCCCAGUGGAGGUCACGGAUGGAGCAGGGUUACUCCACAGUCUUCCAUGUCAGCAGCUAUGGCAUCAAUCCACCAUGUUUCACAAACACUUUUUUACUUUUCUUUGUUUGAUCUCCAAAAUAAAAAUGUAGGUAAAGACCCACUCCGAUCACCUUUUGAUCCAUUGUCAAACCGUUCCCAGUGGUCUUUUAAUUAUGAUUGGGCAGUUUGUAGCCCAAAUCAAAAAACAUGUUUCGCUUUCUAGGACAUAGUUUCUGCAGAGCAACAGGAUUUUAGUAGAAACACAUCUUUAGAGUUGUGGGCGGGACUGUAGGCGCAGAGCAUCUGCACCCUUCUUCCCUUCGUCAUUGCUAACAGCUUGGAACAGGGAAGUAGUGGCCUUCCCAGCAUGUUUUCUACGUCACAAAUAGGCUCUUUUUUUUAUGGCAUUAUCGCGUCUGCUCCUGAUUCACAAUUAUUUGAAUAGAUAAAUACUCUAAAAUGCAGAUAAAUCUUAAUUUUGUUAAUAUAUUUCCUCCAUCGGAAAAUUGCCACAAGAACAAGUUAAACACCAAAAACAUAUUUUUUUUCUGAGUGGGUUUUUAAAAACUUGGUAUAAUCAGAUUAAAAAUAAACACGGGUUUAAAAAGCUGGUCAACGCUUACAUGCCACAACAUGUACAGACGUAUCUAUUAUAUAUUAAGACUAUUGUAAGUAUUAUUUAUAAAAUAACUUAUGGACUUCCAAGCUAUCAGUCAUAGCUCGGCAUAAUUAUUAAUUUCUAAUUGUUGAACAAGUUUUUUUCUUUCAUUUAUUAUACAAGCAGUUGGCAUCUUACCUCGCAUUAUUAUACAUUUUUCCCCUUUUUUAUUUAUGAAAAAAAAAGAAAUCCUAUUAUUUUUUCAGUAUCUUUGACAAAAAAAAAAAUUCAAGGAAAAAUGAACUAAACCAUAAAAAAUAGAUCACUUUUUACAAUAGUAUGUAUUUUGUUUUUACAUAUUUAAAUUAUGACAUCAUCUGCCUGGAAUUUCAAUGCCACUUGCACAAUCACAAUGCAAUUAAAAAGCAGUUUAAACAGAAAUAAAAAAUAAAAUUGUAAUUUUACCUGUCCUGCAAAAGAUGACAAGUCUGACUGAUGCUAUUUAUGUUUUAGUUUAUGAACUUACAAAACGUGAAUAAUAUACAAGUGUUUUGCGAUAUGUGUCUGCACAUAUCCACAUUUAUAGAGUGCACUUAUGCAGCAAAUAACACAAAAAAUAGUUCAAAUGCUCAAGAGACAAAUAUCAGUGCGUCCAGGAUAUGUAAUAUCAAAGCUUUUUUGUUUCAGGAAAAAUGAGGGAUCGGAAUCAGAAAUCACCGGGUCCAUAAACGUGCUUUAAAGCUCAUUUAUUUUCUAGUUCCUGUUUCUGGUGUUGAUCUUAUACUAGUGAAUGAGGUGUUGCUUUAAAAUUGUUGUCAGUAUAUGUCUGUAUGUGGGGGUUCAUGUUGUUUUUCCUUUUCUCUUUGGUGUUCUGUUAUAUAAUGUCUAGGACAUGUGACUAUUUCACUGCUUCUGGGAAGCGUGUUUGAAAUUAAGGAUGAGUGCAUGGUUGUGCCCCUGUAUCUGCACUUCAUGUAUGGCCUGUACUGUAAAGAUCUGCAGCGCUCUCUGUGCCAUCACAGUUUUCAGGGUCUUCUUAUCAUAUUGAUAUGCUGAAAUGUGAAUCUCUCACCCACCAUCCUUAUGAAGCAAUAGCAGAUUACAGCUUGCUCUGUUGUGGCCCUGCCUAGGCUCUUGUUGUUGUUGUUUUUUUCCGGGUGUUGCCAGCAUUGCCACGGCGUUGCUGUGCCCUAAUAUCUGAACAGUGCCACCAUAAUCCUGCAUGGAUGCCUUUUGCAGGGGAGCUGUGUGUAUGCGAGCGUAAAUAUGUUUGUAGGAGUGCAGAUAAUAGUGAGUGACUCUGACAAGUGAGCUCUACAUGUCUGGAGAGGCUCCAAAUGCAGCUGAGAGCAGGGCGACUCGUGCUUUUUAGAUCUGCCAAAGUAAGAAAAAGGUUAAACUUUUGUUUUUACAGAAGAAAAUAAAAAAAUCUCAGUAAUG